AUGGACGUCGACGACUCGGCGCGUGGCGAGUUGAAGAUCAAGGGUCGUGCUGCCGCGGAGAAGAAGGAACAGGAUGGCCGGAACGAUGACGAGGACCCGGAGAUGAGAAAAAGAGAAAGCGAACUGAAGGAGAAGGCACUGAGGAACAAAGUCGUGCGGUCCAGGAAGAACACAAAUGCUUGA
Molecule: messenger RNA, 183 nt
Organism: Punctularia strigosozonata HHB-11173 SS5
Lineage: Eukaryota; Fungi; Basidiomycota; Agaricomycetes; Corticiales; Punctulariaceae
Exons: 2
Coding region: 1-183 (60 amino acids)
Source: RefSeq, a predicted model, not a curated record